CUAUCUCUAUGAAAAAUUAUACCUUACAAACAGUAACCCUUAUAGUCACGCCUUCUAAAUUCAUUUUUAACAAUUUUUAAUCAGUGUAUAGUCGAACUCCGCGCAGGACGGUCGCGUUCGCGUCACGAAUCACGAUGAGUUUCGCAAACAAAGUUGUUAUUGUGACGGGCGGCAGCUCCGGCAUCGGAGCCGCCACCGCCGUCAGCUUUAGCAAGGAGCAAGCCAGCGUCGUCAUCGUCGGCAGGAACGAGGCCAAGCUCACGGCCGUCGCCGACCAAUGCCCCGGCUCGCUCGUUAUCAAAGCCGACGUGUCAAACGAGGACGACGCCAAGCGCAUCAUCGAGAACACGCUAGAAAAGUUCGGCAAAAUAGACAUCCUAAUCAACAACGCCGGGAUCGCCAAAUUCGGCGCCAUCUUGGGCGGCAAAGUGAUGGACACGUACGAUGAGGUGAUGAACACUAAUUUGCGCGCAGCUGUUCUGUUGACGACACUGGCGGCGCCGCAUUUAGUCGAGACGAAAGGGAACGUUGUAAAUAUAUCGGCCAUUGGCGGUACGUACGCGCCUACUCCGCCGUUCUUAGCUUAUUGUAUGUCUAAGGCGGGUUUGAAUCAUUUUACGAAAGGCGCUGCGUUGGAGCUGGCCUCGUCAGGUGUUCGGGUGAACGCUAUCAGUCCUGGGCCGGUGAGGACUGACAUCAUCGCGAACGCAGGCUUCCCUAUCUCCUGGGACCACUUCGCGGCGCAGACGGCGCUGGGCCGUGUGUCGGAGCCGGAUGAGGUGGCCGAGCUGGUGCUGUACUUGGCCAGCGACAAGGCCAAGGGCAUCACGGGAGCCAACUACGUCACUGAUAACGGCAUGAUGUUGAGCAAAAUGUGAUCUAACAUUUAAUUUUGUUGAGUUUGUACCUAUUUGUUUUACCUCAUGUUGUAAAUUGAGCAUGAUUGAGCACGGUGCAGUUGAUUGUUAUUAUGCAUACCUAUUUGAUUUGUUAUAAAUAAAAGAUGUCAAUUGAUCUAGCAUUUAUUGUGUGCGAGUAUGUUUUUGUCGUGCGUUUAAUCUUAUGAUUUAUUUAUACAUUGAUGUGUCAACGUUUGAAAAUAAAAAGCUUUCAGAGAAUAUUUAAUUUUAAUUUAAUUAAGUACCUAACAUCACUUUUAGAUCCAUUUUAUUAUCAGGUAAACAAAUAAAUAUUUGUUGAUCCAUAACGAGUUUAGUUGAUGGCAUGCCGUUACAUUUUGUCUGUCAAUAACAUAAAAAAAAACAAUAAUAAAUACAAAAGUAUGCAAACAAAAACUUCGUCGAGAUGCAAACCGCUAUGCAAAUGCAUCCUACAAAUGCCUUUAUCAGUUGACAAAGGUCAGUCUAUUUAUAAACACAAAUUACGUAAUCUGUCUUCUCAAUCAUUUAAAUACUUGGUAGUCAAGUUUUGUGUAUUACUUUAUUUUAUAGUAUCAGAAAACAAGUAUAAAAUCAAAAUAAACAAACUAUUUACACGAUUUUCACCCCAUUACUUACAUUCAAAUACUCUUCAGCAUCUAUUGUGCCCUUUACCUACUCGUAACGGCAUAAAUCUAAAUAAAGGAAGCUUGCAAUUUUUCCACUUCGAGAAAAUCGGCUGUUACCGAGAAGAAU
Messenger RNA from Ostrinia furnacalis (Asian corn borer), 1634 nucleotides. RefSeq names its product 3-oxoacyl-[acyl-carrier-protein] reductase FabG-like. Gene Ontology annotation, molecular function: oxidoreductase activity. The coding region runs from base 135 to 878 and encodes 247 amino acids. The transcript has a single exon. The record is from RefSeq and is a predicted model, not a curated record. NCBI's taxonomy places the organism in Eukaryota, Metazoa, Arthropoda, Insecta, Lepidoptera, Crambidae.